Molecule: messenger RNA, 1918 nt
Organism: Triplophysa dalaica
Lineage: Eukaryota; Metazoa; Chordata; Actinopteri; Cypriniformes; Nemacheilidae
Exons: 10
Coding region: 94-783 (229 amino acids)
Source: RefSeq, a predicted model, not a curated record
GACUUUUAUUAUGACAUAGCAAAUCAGAUCCUGUACAUUCUAGAAAGUAAACUUCAAAACGCUGGCCAGUUCAUCUCUGUUAUCUUGCAUUCUAUGGCCUAUAUAACCUCAGGCUCAAAACCUCCUGAAUUCAUGAAAUCCUUUCAUUUGGCCAUAUCAGCAUUAAGCAUGCAGCUGUUUCAUCACUCAUUCACCGAAGACCAGAGGAAGCAGCAGAGGGAUGAGGACACUCAGGAGGCCUUUGGAACCAUAGUGGAGGACUUCUUAAGUGUUAAAGUACCUGCUGAAACUCAUUUCGCAGAGCACAUGCUGGCCGAGAGACAAAAGGUGUAUAAAUACUUUAAGUUGGAACAGCUCCUGACUGAAUUAAAACCAACUUUAAAAGAAAAACAUGCUAAAGGGCGGAGGACAUCCAGCAUCAAAACUCCCAUCCCCGGGCCAUGUGUGGAGAAAGAAAUAAACAAUCUUGACGAGGUUUACCAGGAGCUCUCCUCAAAGCUUGACAGUCUAACAGAAAAGAACACGCCGAAGUUAGACAAACCACUGCAGUAUCAAAACAUGAUGGUGGAACUUCAAAAAUGUACGGUGGAGCAGAGGCUGAAGGAGAUGAAAGAAAGAUUUUCUAAACUCAGCUCGAGGCAGAGAAUGGGUUUUAAAGAAGACAAAGCAGCUCACAGCAAAAUACAAGCUCAGAAAACAGCCAGUCACCCAGCAAACAUAAACCAGACAGCGGCGGAUCAGAGAAGCAGCCAUCUGCCACAGCCAGGACAGCCCACAAAUUAAAAGACAGAGGAGUAAACAAAUGUACAAUUAUGAAGAAAAGGGUAUGACUGCUUAAGGAGUAAUGCACAGUUAUAGCCUGCAGUGUAAUCUAAUAUACUCUUAUUUUUUCCUAAAUAAAAACAUCAAAAUACUCUACUAAAAUUUAUCUGAUGCAUUUUGGAGCACUAGUAUGUCUGGCAUGCUUUAUCUUCACUUCAUGCUCUGUUGCUUGUGCAGUCAAUAAUUCUACGCAGUUUGUCAACCUCAUGGUCACGCAGCUCUAAAUUCUACUCCUCUAGAUAGAACAGAUUGGGGAGGAGAUGUGAUUAUCAUCACUCUCUAUCAGUACAACAACUCUGUGUCUCUGUAUGCUGACAUGCUCAAGAAAGUUCCAUUGGCCGUGUGCCGUUUGCCUUUAUCACUUAGAUAAAACAAACUGUGUGUCUGAGCACACCAUCCAGGCUCAGUCUAUCCACUUAACAUACCUGUCAACCAGUGCGUGCUGAUGCUGAACUGAAAUCCAUUAUAUUUCUAUUCAGACUUUGUUUUGUGUUUGGAUUGCUAUGCAACUGUAGUUUAAACUUCUGAGGUUAAAGGAGAGUUCAACCAAGAAUCUAAAUCCUGUAAUUGAAUUGCUCUCAUAUGUUUUGUGCAACACAAAAGAAGAUAAUUUGAGAAAUGUCUCAGCGGUUUGGUUUGGAAGUCGACAAGUCGUUGAACCAACGUUCUUCAAAAUAUCUUCUUACGGUAUGUGUUCUGCAGAAGAAAGAAAGUCAUACAGGUUUGGAAUAAAAUGUUGUCAUGCUGUAUUUCUGGGGGAGGUGAUCGUGUCUAUUUCUGUCCUGGGUCUCUUCAUUACACAUGGACAGCUGCAAUACCUGAGAAGAGUUCACUUGUAUAUUGAACUCUGAGCGUAUUCAGGCUACUGUGCCAUAUAUUGUUUUAUUUGCAGAACUGCUGUGCUGAGGAUAUGUCUUAGGCCAUCAAUUUGUCCAUUUAGUUGAACUCGUCCUCAUGAAGAGUCUAUCUGAGACGCCGCCCUGUUAUUAGAACUCGAAGAAUGGCAACUCAAGUGAGGGUUGUGUUGCAUUUGUUAUUGCUGCAUAUAUUUGCUGUACAGGAAGGCAGGCCCAGUGUGUGUAGAGGUGGAUCCUGA